UCCGCCCCGGGCCGGCGGCUGCUUCCUCCGCCUCUUCCUUCUGCACGUGGCGUUCGGGGCCACAUGCAACAGGCCCCGCCGGACCAUGUCCAGGGAUGGGACAAAUGCAGAUGUGGCCAUGGAAGGAGGGCCCAGUCCUUGUAAGCGUGUGAAGGUGGAGGCAGUUGCUCCUGUUUCACCUUUGAACUUUGACAGCCCUGAUGCUUUCUUUGAGAGCUUGAUAUUUCCCAUCAAGAUAGAGACUUUUUUCGAGGAAUACUGGGAGCAGAAGCCCCUUCUAAUUCAGAGAGAUGAUCCUUCACUGGCUGCUUACUUUCAGUCCCUUUUCCAGUUAACAGAUUUGAAGAAUCUGUGCAGACUGGGGAUGUACUAUGGAAGAGAUAUAAAUGUGUGCCGAUGUGUGAAUGGCCGGAAGAAGGUGUUAAAUAGGGGUAGCAAAGUACACUACCUCCAACUGAGAAAAGAUUUUGAUCAGAGAAGGGCAACUAUCCAGUUCCACCAGCCUCAGAGAUUUAAGGAUGAGCUGUGGAAAAUCCAGGAGAAGCUAGAAUGUUUUUUUGGAUCUCUGGUUGGAUCUAAUGUUUACAUAACUCCCUCAGAGUCCCAGGGCUUGCCCCCUCAUUAUGAUGAUAUUGAGGUGUUCAUCUUGCAACUGGAAGGAAAGAAACACUGGCGCCUGUACCAACCCACUGUGCCCCUUGCUCGCGAGUACAAUGUGGAGUCAGAAGACAGGAUUGGGGCACCAACACAUGAGUUCACAUUAAAGCCAGGGGAUUUGUUAUAUUUCCCCCGAGGGACCAUCCAUCAAGCUGACACUCCUCCUGGACUAGCCCAUUCUACUCAUGUGACCAUCAGCACCUACCAGAACAAUUCAUGGGGAGAUUUUCUUCUGGAUGUGAUUCCUGGGCUUCUCUUUGAUACUGCAAAGAAAGAAGUAAAAUUUCGGACUGGCAUACCACGGCAACUACUUAUGCAGGUGGAUGACAUAACUAUUGCAACAAAGAGAUUAAGUGGCUUCCUGAGGACUCUUGCAGACCAGCUGGAGGGUACCAGAGACCUGAGAUCAUCUGAAAUGAAGAAGGAUUUCAUUAGGAGCAGAUUGCCACCAUACUAUUUGGGUGAUGGUUCCAAUCUCUCCACCCCAGGUGGAAAGUUCCCAAGAUUAAAUAGCCGAGUAAGACUGCAAUUUAAAGACCACAUUGUUAUGACAGUGGAGGCAGACAAGGAUGCUUCUGAUGAGACUCAAGAACAAAUGGUUUACAUCUAUCAUUCUUUGAGGAAUAAGCGGGAGACACACAUGAUGUUUGGAAAUGACAAUGAAACAGCAGAGGCUCUUGGACUUCGCUUCCCUUUAUCUCAUAAGGAUGCCCUGAAACAACUUUGGAGUUCUGAAAUUAUUUCUGUUAAGGAACUGAAACUUAAUACAGAUGAAGAGAAAGAAAACUUGGUGUUAGCACUCUGGACUGAAUGCCUAAUGGAAGUAAUCUAGUGCCUUUGUCAAGUCAGCACUUCCUAUAAAAGGAGAGCAUUUCUAGAACUUCUCUUCUGGAUUUUGCCAUCAUGCCCCGGGAACCAUCAUCAUGCUGCAAGAUCACUUCUGUCCCGAACUCACAUCUCAUCAACUAUCUUUUGCCCUUUCCUCCAACUGCAGUGGGUAGAGACAACAAGCUUCUCCCAGAAUCUCCUUUUAAGGGGGGCACUUGUUUGAGCUAUCUCAUUUUCCACCCAAAUGCCCUUCUCUGGAUGGCCACUAUGCCAUCUUGCCUCCAAUGUAACUUUUCAGCUUUCUUUUACAUGUUGCUUUUCCCCAUUAGACUGUAAGUUCCUUGAGGAUAGGGACAGUCAUUUUUUGGGAGGGGGUUAUUCUUAACGUUUAAGACAGUGUCUGGCACAGUAAUUAAAUUUAAUGUUUAAUUACUGAUUGACAGUGAUUACUAAGUGAUGACCAUGAGCAUCCUUGCUAAAAUUUAGGCCAGAUCUUACUGGAAAAGCCAGCGUUUCUGGCAUUUCUCCAUUAUGGCUCUUGGUUUUAGAUAAAUAUUAUUUACUAUGCUAAGGAAAAGUCCAUUCUUUUUAGUGUUUUUAAUAGAAAUUGGUAAUAUAAUUUGUCAAAAAUUUUUAAAAUCUGUUGCUAUAACUGUGACUGUUUUAAUUAUUAAUAUGCUAUAAAUAUAUUUGCUUUUUCUGAUGA
Messenger RNA from Trichosurus vulpecula (common brushtail), 2191 nucleotides. It is a transcript of the gene RIOX2, whose product is annotated as ribosomal oxygenase 2. The record is from RefSeq and is a predicted model, not a curated record. The transcript has 11 exons. Gene Ontology annotation, molecular function: histone H3K4 demethylase activity; histone H3K36 demethylase activity. NCBI's taxonomy places the organism in Eukaryota, Metazoa, Chordata, Mammalia, Diprotodontia, Phalangeridae. Bases 86 to 1489 code for a protein of 467 amino acids. Gene Ontology annotation, cellular component: nucleolus.